AUGAAAACUUUCUGUGAAGUUUUAGCUCAACUGUACAAGAACAUACUUCUUGGAGCUUCACUUGAAAAUGACAUGAAAAAUGAAAAAGAUGAUUACAUCUUUUAUCUCAAUCCAGCAUUUCUAGAUGAAGAUUGCUCUAAAGUGACUUCCACAGAGCGGUCAGCUCAUCAGCCAUGUUCUGUCAGUGUAGCUGCUGUUUCAGUAGCACCCAUGUGUUUGAAGAAAUUCCCUGAAAUAAGCAGUGCUCGAGAAAUAAUGCUGCUUCAAUUAACAGUGAUCAGAGUGAUGAUAGAUAGAAUAUUGUCUGUCAAAACCGAGUUCCAGAUGAAGAAGAAAUACAGAACUUUGGUUAAAAGUCUUCUAAGAUCAUACCAAGUAGAUUCUAAAUUAAUCUGUGUGUUCCAAAGUUCAGAUAAAUUACUGUCUCAUAUGACAGCAGAAUGUCUUGCACUACUUCUGUACUUCCAGCUGAGAGAAAACAUAACUUUGAGCAAUUCUGGAAUUACUUUUUGCCAAAAAAAUCUUUCUGAAUAUUCUGAGAGUAAUACAGUAGUGUACUGCCUCAGGACUCUCACAGUGAUAAUAAAAGAAAUCUUUAAAGAUACAUGUGCACAAAAAACAGAAAUUCUAAGGGCAUUCCUGGCUCCUUUUGAUACUACUUUUGAAGUAUUUUACAUUUCCUUACUUUCUCAGCAUUUUGAAAGCAUCCAGGAGACUUCAAAAGUAAUAAGCAGCUUGAUUGGGUUUUUGGAGUUGCUUGAACUUCUUACAGCCUCUAGACUCUACCUGAAGUUGUUUUAUACUUGCCAGAGGAUUUUCUUUUUGAAACCUACUUGUGUGCUAGAUGUCCCUACCUGGCCUAUUCCAGGUUUUGUCAAAAGGAAAUUCAUAAUCUUCAUUAAAAAGUGCUUGCUCUGUAAAGUGAGUGAAGACCUCUUUCGUGGAUGUGCUCCAGUCUUAAUGCCAACGGAUCCUCUUUUUUAUGGGGACAUGUUGACUGUAGCGAAUGCUGUUUUGCAAGCUGUGAAUUUAGGAUGGCUCAGGACCUUGUCUGUUCUUGGGAAUCCUGCUCGCUUUGGAGGCGAAAACACUCAGCCUGGGAAAGAUAGCAACUCUGGUCUGGAUCAUGUGACUCUGAGAGCUGCAGCCUUAGUUUUAAUUAAAUCCUUAGAAAUCAGGGUUCAAAAUUGUCCUUCACCAAAGGAAAUACAAGUUGAUUUACAGAGAUACAUGUCUGAAUUAUUGAACUUCUUAAAGCCUUAUCUCCAGCCUUUUCCCCGCUUACAUAGUCCAUGUGAGUGGCUGUCUAGGAUCUUCAUAGAACAGGAUGAUGACAUGCUGGAGGCUGCUAAAGCAUUAUUGGAAGUCUACCUAAAGUUGUCCAGGGAAUGUUGUCUUACUACUGAUAAUUCAACCCAGGAAAAACAAAUGUGGAAUCAUCACACCCAUGAAAAUGGUUAUAAUCCUCACUGCAUUUUCUUGUUCUUCUUAAAAAGUAUAGGAUUUGAUUCUACAGUUCUUCUUGAUUUUUUAAUUUCAUCAGAAACUUGUUUCCUUGAAUAUUUUGUUAAGUACUUAAAAUUACUCCAAAAAGACUGGUAUAAUUUUUUUACCAUUUGCAAGUAUUUUGAUGCACCUGAGUCAAAAGAUGGAGUAACCAUUUGUACCCCCUUGACUGACCCAGACAGAAGCAUCGAUCAAACAGAACCACAUUUUUGGACUAUUCUAGGUGAUCAGAUAGAUGCUUCUGCUUGGCCAUCCUGGGCUUCUGGUGAUUCUUCUGACCCACUGGAGAGUCAGAGUGACUGCUACCAGGCCAUGAUACCCAACAAGUCCCAUUUCAGGCUUCAAACUGCGAGUUGGUCUUCCCCUCAAACUUCUCAAAGUUUGGUAGAUUAUGACAGCUCUGAUGAUUCAGAGGAAGAAUCCACAUUCCAGUGCUUAGCAAACAGGAAGCAGACAUCAUUACACCAAGAAGCAGUUAAGAAGAUUCAGGACACAUCUGCAAUAAGUAAGGGUGAAAAAGAGCUAACCCUAGAGCUUCAUUCAGGAUCUUUGGUUCCAGAAGAAAGUAAUUAUUCCUUUUGUGAUGAUCAUGAGGUAAGUCAAAAGAGCACUGUCUCUGAAGUAUGGAGAGCUUAUAGAACAGUUAAAUGCUUGGAAAGACUACAAGGUGCAAUUUACCGUUUGCAGAAGAAGAAUCUUUUUCCAUAUAAUCCAACAGCACUUUUAAAGUUGCUAAAAUCUGUUACAGCUUUAUAUAAUAAAAGUAUGCAUCCUUUGUAA
This is a messenger RNA of Elephantulus edwardii (Cape elephant shrew), 2286 nucleotides long. It is a transcript of the gene LINS, whose product is annotated as lines homolog (Drosophila). The transcript has 6 exons. The record is from RefSeq and is a predicted model, not a curated record. NCBI's taxonomy places the organism in Eukaryota, Metazoa, Chordata, Mammalia, Macroscelidea, Macroscelididae. Bases 1 to 2286 code for a protein of 761 amino acids.